AAUCAGGCACUUCUUGUAGCCAGCUAUAUAAAACUAUUGAUCUUGCAGAAUGAUGUUUAGUACUCAUAUUGUCACAGUCGGAAAAUCAGUUACUGGCUAUCUUUUAAAACGACAAAAUGGUUUAUUGUUUCUCGUUGUUCAGUCUGGUCGUGUUCUGUGUGAUUCACGGAGCUCUCUUCGCGCAAAUACCGGAUUACAUAAAAGUCUGCAAACGAGAACAAAGCACAAUAAAUGAAUGUGUAAAGAGCUCUAUCGAGAAGCUUCGACCCAACCUCAUAGCCGGUAUACCCGAACUCAACGUGCCCAGUUUGGAACCAUUCUACAUCCCUGAGAUCCUUGCAGUAAGUGGUGAGCUUGUUCCUCUAAAAGCUUCAGGAAAAGAUGUAAAAGUGUCAGGAGCUGGUAACUUUACGAUUAAAUCUAUUUCCGUGGAUCUCGACACAUUCACUUUACGCGGUCGAGUUCGCUUCCCGAGACUGCAUUUAGAUGGCCGUUAUAAUUUAGAUACACAAAUCUUGAUAGUGCCUCUACGUGGUGAGGGAAAUCUUGUUGCUAACGCCGUUAAAUGUGACGCUGACAUAUUGCUGAAGUCUCAGAGAACGAUGCGAGAUGGCAAGGAGUACGUCAAGUUCACGAGUCUCAACGUUGAUCUCACCAUUAAGGAUUACCGCAUCCGACUCGAUGGACUCUUCAAUGGGAAUAAGGCUUUAGGUGACGCAACAAAUGAAGCGAUCAAUCAGAAUCGCGAUGAAUUCUUAAAAACUACACAACCCUACCUUGAGAAGACUGUAGCUAAAAUUUUAUUGGACGCAGCAAACAAAAUAGUAGCGAAUAUCCCGCUAGACGAAUUAUUGCCUGAGGCUUAAAACAUUUUUUAUAUCUACAUUUUAAUUUCACCAGAGAUUGUGUAUUAUUUAGAAAUGUGUGCCGAGUGUGUAUUUUAUUAAAAGAUUCUAUUUUUAAAAUAUCAUUUGACAAUUCUUAGAAUUGAAAUAUUUUGAGAAUAGAGUUUUUUCAAUAAUGUUAUAUAAUGUAUUAUACUAAGCUUAAGGCACUCUGAAAGCAACCGGUCCCGCAUUUUUAUUAUGCGGUGGUUGGUCAUACUCGUUUGGUGUUUAAAAUUUAGAAAAAAAAAAUUGGAAUAAUUUUUUUGUUAAAAGUGCAUAGCUUUAAAGAUAGAAAUUGUUUUUGGUUUUCUGUUAUAGCAUUUUUCUAAAGAUUUGAAAUUAUUGGCAUAAUAUGUAUAAUAGUUAGAUUUGUUACGUAAAUCGUAAUUAAAAAUAUGUCUUUAAAUUAUUAUAAUUUUUAAAUUAAAUAUCUGUUGGCACAAAACUUCAGUGUUACCUCAAUAUUUUUAAAACACAUCAAACAUCGCAUAUUUGAGUAUAAAGGUUGAGAGAGACCGUGAGGUUUUUUAAGAAUUAUUAUAUAAUUCAACAUUGUUUUAGAAAAUCUAUUUAAGCAUAUAUUGUUAUUAUUGUAUUGUAAGAAUGUCGUUGAUUAAAAAUAAAUUAAGGUAUCUUUUUAAUU
Molecule: messenger RNA, 1530 nt
Organism: Vanessa tameamea
Lineage: Eukaryota; Metazoa; Arthropoda; Insecta; Lepidoptera; Nymphalidae
Product: protein takeout-like
Exons: 6
Coding region: 117-866 (249 amino acids)
Source: RefSeq, a predicted model, not a curated record